AACAAAAACACAAAGUAACAGCAAAUGACAAUAGUCACAUUUUGAUCAGUCACAAUUGGGGGAACCAACCAAUGGUAAAACAGAUAUAUGAUGGUAUGAAAAGGAAUUGUAUCAGUGUAUGGAUGCAUGUCCAUAAUAUCCAAGGUGCCACAGUCGAGGCAAUGGUUGAUGCUGUUGAUCAGGCAGACAUUGUACUUGUCUGCCAUUCAUAUAAAUGCAAGAACAGUUAUAACUGUAGAGCGGAGACAGAAUAUGCGCAUCAAACUAGGAAAAAGAUAAUACUAUUGAAAAUGGAAAGUGGAUACGAGCCUGAUGGUUGGUUAGAACCUAUAAUCGGUAACAAUCUGCAAUUUGACUUCAGUGGAAAAGAUCCACUGGCGAAAACAGUCAACGAAGUAAUCGGAGCCAUACAACAGGAAUUGAACAGAAAGAAUGGAGUAGUAGUUGAUGAGACAAAACCUAUAAUUCCAUCAGAGCAUGAGGUUGUAAUAGCACAACGACCUUCUUAUCAAAGCAGUAGUAAAACCAAGGAGAUACCAGUUCUACCGAUAUGUCUCUCUCUAUCUUUUGUGCUGUUCCUGUUACUGUGUCUGUUGAUAAAUCUAACUUGCUUUAAUUCUUCAAAUACAGUAUGUCCAUACAAAGAAUGUGAGCCAGCUUUGCCAAAACCGCAACCUGGUAUGUCAGGUAAAAACUCAAAGGUAAACUUGACAAAUGGAAUUGACAGUGCCAUGAAUUGGACACUUUCUCAAGUAGAGGAUUGGCUUAACAACAAGAUUCUUCGGAAAGAUAUGUUUCUAUCUACGCAAAGACAGCUGAAGACUUUAAGAGGAAAAGACAUUGCAUUUCUCAAGCUCCUUGUCAACGAGUGUCCGACUACUUUCUACCAAACAAUCCGAGAACAGUUAGGGAUGAAAGAUAUUCAAUCAAUGUCCGAUUUCCGAUUCGCUUUCGAACACAUUGAUACCACUGUGAUUGAUACUGAUUUGCAUUCAACUACGCAACAGUUCACAAGUACCAGCACGAGAACAGUUGAAACAACUAAAGUUAAAUUAACUGUAUAGUUAUGUAUUGUGUUUCUUCACUAUACAGUCCGUGUGAACCAUUAUUAGUCUAGCCUGAUAUAGCAUUGCAUAUUGUGUUUUUAGUCAAGGAUAUGUGAUUUUAAUACCAACAUCAGAUUUAUAAAAAUUUUGAAAUCGAUAAUACACUACGAUAUAAAGCAACUCAAUUGCAAAAACGUAUGAAAUUUGCAUACCUAUUUCCCUGUAUAGCUGAUUACACUAAAAAUAAUGAUAUUUCUUUUUAUUUCUAUAACCAAAUUUACAAGUUCUAAACACAAAACUAUAUUAUUGCAAAUGGUUUUAAAAAGAUAACCCUCGGUCUAUUUUUUGGUACACAUUUAAAACAAGAGAAAGCAUUCAUACUUAUUAAUAUUUCUUAUCGACUUUCUGAAAUUAGUCUGCAAACAUAAUAUGUGUCUGUAUAAUAGUAAGUUUUGUAUUAUUUUUUGUGUUUUACCAGAAUAUGUAGUAAAAUAUGAAAUUUUUGAAUCUUAUUCCUGUUCCAA
Molecule: messenger RNA, 1570 nt
Organism: Mytilus trossulus (common blue mussel)
Lineage: Eukaryota; Metazoa; Mollusca; Bivalvia; Mytilida; Mytilidae
Exons: 6
Coding region: 72-1064 (330 amino acids)
Biological process (GO): signal transduction
Source: RefSeq, a predicted model, not a curated record